Myxozyma melibiosi is the source of this 1673-nucleotide messenger RNA. Its product is annotated as putative 4-hydroxyphenylpyruvate dioxygenase. NCBI's taxonomy places the organism in Eukaryota, Fungi, Ascomycota, Lipomycetes, Lipomycetales, Lipomycetaceae. Gene Ontology annotation, biological process: L-tyrosine catabolic process. The coding region runs from base 107 to 1474 and encodes 455 amino acids. The record is from RefSeq and is a predicted model, not a curated record. Gene Ontology annotation, molecular function: 4-hydroxyphenylpyruvate dioxygenase activity. The transcript has 2 exons.
CCGCUUCCCUUCCUCUCUUCCUCUCUUCUCCUUCUCCCCCCAUAGUAUUUUUAUCCCCUUUCUUCUGUAUCUCUGUAUAUCUUAUUCUUCUGUAUAUAUUAUCACCAUGUCCGCACCCGCUCCCAUCCCCCCCGCCGACAUCACCUACAUGCCCGGCACGACCUCGAACCCGUUCGGCUACGUGGCCCCGAUGCCCAAGCACCUGCGCGAGAGCUACCUCAACUUCUUCUCCGCGCGCUUUGCCUGCGCAAACGCAAAGGCGAUGGCGCACUACCACGAGUCGAUGAUGGGCUUCCGUGCGCUCGCGCGCCGCGAGAUGGAGAAAGAUCGCAACCGCGGGCUCUGUGCGGAGGUCGUCCAGAACGGAAAGAUCACGCUCGAGUUUGUGGCGCCCGUGAUGCCGGCUCAUCGCGAGGAGGGGCUCAAGAUCUCGGAUGAGGAGUAUGAGGAUCUUGAGAGCGUGUCGCUGUUUCUGCAGCGCCACGGUGAGGGAGUCAUGGACGUCGUCUUCGAGGUCAAGAAGUGCAAAGAGCUCUACGACUGGGCAAUAGCACACGGUGCGCACAGCGUCGCCGAGCCCGCGCUGCGAACAGACGUCUACGGAUCAGUCCUCGCGGCCACCAUCAGGACCUACGGCGACGUGCUCCACACGCUCGUGGAGAGAAUCGACUACUCUGGCUGCUACCUUCCCUGGUACAAACCAGUAGAGACCGUCGUGCCGAUCAACAGCGAUCUGAGUCACACCGUUCCGUUCGUGAAGAUCGACCACUGCGUCGGCAACCAGGACUGGAACCAGAUGGAGGGCGUGUGUAAGUUUUACGCGCGAGCGCUGGGCUUCCACCAGUACUUCACCGACGACGACUACAACGUCACGACCGAGUACUCCGCGCUGGAGACUACCGUGAUGGCGUCCGAGAACGAGAAGAUCAAGAUGCCAAUCACGAUGCCGGCGAUCGGCAAGCGCAUGUCGCAGGUCGAGGAGUUUGUCCGCUACAACAACGGGCCCGGCGUGCAGCACCUUGCUCUCCUCACCGAGGACAUCGUCGCGGCGGUGACGGAGAUGCGUCGCCGCGGAGUGCAGUUUAUUGAAGUCUCGCCGCAGUACUACGUCGACCUGCGCGACCGCGUCAGGGACUACCACGGCCCGCCAAUCAUGGAGAACCUCGACGAUAUCGAGGCACUCAACCUGCUCGUCGACUUCAACAAGGACGGAUACCUCCUGCAGACCUUUGUCAAGGACCACAUCUCCUCGCGCCCGACGGCGUUCUACGAGAUCAUCCAGCGACGGGGCGCGCAGGGUUUCGGGGGUGGCAACUUCCGCGCGCUGUUUGAGAGUAUCGAACGAGAGCAGGCGAGGCGGGGAAACUUGCACCCGCACUCGGGACCUCAGUCGCAGUAUCCUGAGGAGGAGAAGGAAGGCGAGAACCGAGGCCGACGACGAGAACGCACGGCACACGCUGCCAAGCAGGACUGACGUCUGAUUCUCUGAACUGUCCUGUUCUUUCUGUGAUAUCUGGGUUUGCUGUGGUAUAGCCGAUUUUCUGUUGAGUAGUGGACUGUUGCGAGUGCUAUACCACGGCUGGUGUUUUUUUUUUUUCUAUUUUCUUUUCUUCUAUUGUAUUAUAUUCAGUGACCCGUAAUAAAUCCUCGAGAUUGUCACCAUACAAUGUUUC